AUGACUUAUGGCAUUGGAUGGGCCUACGGCAAUGUCUCAUGGGGCACCGUUGAAUUCGCUGGCAUCGAGGUCGAGUCGCAAGCAUUCAUGGACGUCACCGCUGCGUCAAACCCUGCACUCUCGUAUGGCGCGAAUGGGAUCAUUGGUCUCGGCUUCGACUCGCUAUCGACGAUCGACGCACUCGUCAACCACAGUGGGUCUGCUACAGGCCGCACUUUCCUUUACAAUGCAUUCCAGCAGAACAAGAGCGAGCCCAACUUCAUCUCCUUCACUCUUGAAGAUGACGCGGACCCUGAUGACAGCAUCCAGGGUUACUUGCUAGCGCGCGCGCGUGCUGGACCACGAGCCCUCCACUCCCCGCUCCCAUUCCAGAGCUCCUCACAGGACACAUCCCGCGCCCUUCCGCCGCCGACCAGGACGUCUAUGAAAGCACCUUCCGCCGCCGCUUUCCAGUCCCCGCUGUGCUCCAAUGUCUCCUCGACAGACCGACACACCAGCCGCGACGUCAAGGCCACAGUCCGCCCGCGCGCAAGCAUGUCCUCCAACUGCCCCGCGCACAUGCUGACGACAACCGACACUGGCCAAGCCCGGUCAGUCGUAAACACCCCGCGCACGUCCAGAGACCGUCACUGCCGGGGACGUCCAGACAGCCCGCCGCUCACGCGCGAUAUACGCACCGAGCGCUGCGGUGGGCCGCCGUCGCGGCCAGCAACACUGACCGGACCCGAAGGACGUGAUUGGGCGCCGACGAAGAAGAUCGCGAUCCACGCUGCGACGGACACACUUCAGAACCAGAUCGUCGUGCCGCGCAUGUCAGAUGUGCCGCCAUCGCUGACACUGGAUGCCACCGACCAGCCACUGUCGUCCUCCCUGCUGAGCAUAUCACGGAAGAGCACGUCAUUGAGCUCUCAGGAGUGCGACCAGUCGCUCGUCCAGGAUUCAUUCCAUUCAGCAGUGUCGAGCAUUGACUGGCACUACCUGAGUCCAAAUUCAGCAGCCUUCCUCGACUCCAGGGGUAUACACGAGAUGCACACAUUCCAGUCGUCGCCCGGGACAUCACCCCUGGACACAGCCGCUCGCCGCAAGGUCCCAUUUCUGGGUGUGUCAGGGUGGGCACAGGCGAGCCUGAUGGUGGUGCAGCCAUCCACGGAGAGCGAGGCGUCGACGUUGGUGGUCCAUGGGAUGCACAAGAAGUUCUACACUGCGCCCGAGAGUGGAACAAAAUUGCAAGAGCAUAUCGCAGGACACUAA
Messenger RNA from Postia placenta MAD-698-R-SB12, 1251 nucleotides. RefSeq lists its product as hypothetical. Lineage: Eukaryota; Fungi; Basidiomycota; Agaricomycetes; Polyporales; Adustoporiaceae. The record is from RefSeq and is a predicted model, not a curated record. The coding region runs from base 1 to 1251 and encodes 416 amino acids. The transcript is spliced from 7 exons.